CUCAGCCAGCAGUAUCGGCGGAGAUGUUUCCGGCUGCAGUCCUUCAGGUAUGACAGAAGCGUUCAGCCGCUCGUCUUCAGGUGUGACAGAAACAUGCUGACGUUCAGGACGCUGCACACCGCCACAGUGAGCCGAGGACCGAUCGUCCAGUUCAAACUGUCCGACAUCGGGGAAGGAAUCAUGGAGGUGACGGUGAAGGAGUGGUACGUGAAGGAGGGAGAUAAGGUUUCUCAGUUCGACAGCAUCUGUGAGGUUCAGAGCGACAAGGCGUCCGUCACCAUCACCAGCCGUUACGACGGGGUCAUCAAGAAACUCUACUACGACGUGGACGCCAUCGCCCUCGUGGGCAAGCCGCUGGUCGACAUCGAGACGGAGUCCAGCUCAGAGGUGAUCCAGGAGGAGGACGUGGUGGAGACGCCCGCCAUGGCCCAAGAAGAACACACCCACCAGGAGAUCAAAGGUCACAAGACCCAGGCCACGCCCGCCGUCAGACGCCUCGCCAUGGAGAACAACAUAAAGCUCAGUGAGGUGGUGGGCACGGGGAAAGAUGGUCGGAUCCUGAAGGAGGACAUCCUGAACUUCCUGGCAAGGCAGACCGGAGCCAUCAUACCUCCGACCUUAUUCCAGGAGAUCCAGACUCCGCCCCCGGCCACGCCCCAAGCAGCUUCUGUUGCUAGGCCUGUAAGCACUCCAGUCGCCGUCAAAGCUCCACCCACAACACCCAAACCUGUCUUCACUGGAAAGGACGUGACAGAGCCACUGAAAGGUUUCCACAAAGCGAUGGUGAAGACGAUGACGGCGGCGCUGAAGAUUCCUCACUUCGGGUACUGUGACGAGGUGGACCUGAGCCGCCUGGUCACUCUGAGAGCAGAGCUCAAGUCCAUGGCCGAGUCCCGGGGGAUCAAACUGAGCUACAUGCCCUUCUUCAUCAAGGCCGCCUCCAUUGGCCUCCUGCACUUUCCAAUCCUGAACGCCUCGGUGGACGAAGGCUGCCAGAACAUCACGUACAAGGCGUCUCAUAACAUCGGCCUGGCGAUGGACACGAUUCAGGGUCUGCUGGUUCCAAACGUGAAGAACGUUCAGCUACUCAGCGUGUUCGACAUCGCUCUCGAGUUAAACCGUCUGCAGACACUCGGCGCCGCAGGUCAGCUGGGGACCAACGAGCUGAGCGGGGGGACCUUCACCCUGUCCAACAUCGGAUCAAUUGGAGGGACGUACGCUAAACCCGUCAUUCUGCCUCCUGAAGUCGCAAUCGGAGCUCUGGGAAAAAUCCAGGUUCUUCCUCGGUUUGACGCCGUCGGUCAGGUGGUCCGAGCUCACAUCAUGAACGUCAGCUGGUCGGCCGAUCAUCGGAUCAUUGACGGCGCCACCAUGUGUCGCUUCUCCAACCUGUGGAGGGAGUACCUGGAGAACCCAGCCACCAUGGUGCUGGACCUCAAAUAAACAGAGAGCAAUAUUUCCCAUCAGCCCCGGGAGAUGUGGCCGCCCCACACACACACUGACCAUAACUCCUCCCCCCAACGCCUUCGCUUCCUCUUUCUGUUCGGGGCCUUCAGUCACUAACACUGUCACUUCCUGUUGCCUUUGAGCAAGGCGCCGGGAGGAGGAGGAGUCCGCAUGUCAAUCAUGAUGUUUCCAUGACAACUAAUACAACACACACACACACACACACACACACAGUUAGAUGCUGUGUAGUUACCCAGCAGCUGGUUUGAGCUCCUCUGAACUUUGGUCAUAGUUUUAAUCUCACAGUUUGUUUUUAAUGUUUCAGAAAAUAAAAAUCCUUCAGAUCAGUGAUGACAGAUUCUCUCUCUAAUGUAACAAACAGGUUAAGGGGUGGAGCCAGCUGACGGCAGGUGACAGGAAGUGAUCAACCAGGGUCAGCAGUGAUUAGUUACAAUGAAACUGUUUAUUUUUCUGUCAUCAAGACAGAGGGACCAAUCAGGAUUCAGUUCAGAUGUGGCAUCAUCAGAGGAGGUUAACCUGAGAGAGCGGGAGGUAAAGCUGGUCAGGUUGGUGUGACAUCACAGGGUUGUCCUGUGGAGAGUGUAGCGUCAUCACACAGCCAAUCAGCUGCUCAGGAUUUUUGUAGAUAAGAGAAGCUAACAGGCUGCUCGUAUACGUCAUCUUUCAAACAUCAACAGGAGACUCGUCACUGAACACCUGAAGACGGGUCUGUCGCCCCCCCGCAGGCUAAACUGAUGUCACAGCUAACUCUAACCCUCGUUACAGAGACGUGUUCAAAUGUUCAUACCAAGGGUGUCACGAUAUCAGACUUUUGACCUUUAAAAUGUGUCCAGUAGAAAUCAAAGGUUAUCUAUAGUUGUUUGGAUGAAACGACAACAAAUACAGAAGUCCCAGACGCCUGACAUCGAGUCAUUUCUUUUUAAUUUCCUAAACCUGCAGACAAACUCAUGAACAUUAAAACAGACUAUUUUCCCCUCUGAGGUCACAUGAUGAAUAAAUAAAGUUCAGGGGAGUGUUUCAGCUCUCUGUCCUGGUCUCCCUGGUCCAGGGGGCUGCUGGGUAAUGAGUACACACUGUUAGUCUGAUGUUACAUGUUUGUUUGUUUGUUUUUAGCGACAGACUAAAUGUCAGAGUAUAAAAUGAACUGUUGGUUUUGUAUUUUGGGAUUGUGUAGAUGAGAAACGGUUUGAUGAAAAACUUUAAAUAAAGUUGACGUGCACAAACAUGAAAA
Labrus bergylta (ballan wrasse) is the source of this 2698-nucleotide messenger RNA. The record is from RefSeq and is a predicted model, not a curated record. Lineage: Eukaryota; Metazoa; Chordata; Actinopteri; Labriformes; Labridae.